Umbelopsis ramanniana AG is the source of this 2421-nucleotide messenger RNA. RefSeq lists its product as uncharacterized. Bases 1 to 2421 code for a protein of 806 amino acids. Gene Ontology annotation, cellular component: endosome membrane; fungal-type vacuole membrane; PAS complex. The transcript is spliced from 10 exons. Gene Ontology annotation, biological process: phosphatidylinositol biosynthetic process; positive regulation of kinase activity. The record is from RefSeq and is a predicted model, not a curated record. Lineage: Eukaryota; Fungi; Mucoromycota; Umbelopsidomycetes; Umbelopsidales; Umbelopsidaceae.
AUGGACAGCAGUAUCUUCCCGCUGCCGGUCAUAAGAGGCUUGACCGACCGACUAUACGAUAAACGAAAAGCUGCUGCGCUGGAGAUUGAAAAGCUCGCUCGCGAAAAUGCAAAGUCUUCAGAACGAAUAACCCAAAUCAUAGACACUCUGGUGCAAGACUUCGUGUACUCCAACAACCCGAAUGCCAGGAACGGAGGUCUUAUCGGAUUGGCCGCUACGGCUAUAGCUCUAGGACCCGCCGUCGUUGCAUAUCUAGAUAUCAUUGUCGCUCCCGUCCUGUCCUGCUUCACCAACCAGGAUCCCCGAGUCCGAUAUUACGCAUGUGAGAGCAUGUACAAUAUUGCAAAGGUUGCAAAGGGUGAUAUCCUGCGUUAUUUCAACAGUGUGUUUGAUGGCAUGUGCAAGCUUGCCGCAGAUACCGAAAGUUCUGUCAAAAGCGGUGCAGAGCUGCUGGACAGACUAGUCAAAGACAUUGUGUCCGAGUUGUCGACCAAAUCAGUUGCACCAGAUCAAUCUCCUUUGAAUCCACCUGAAACAGAUGAAGCCAUUGAAGUGCCUGACUCACUACCACGAAACACCGCCUUCUCAUUGCCCUUAUUCAUUCCUUUACUCAGUGAACGCAUCUAUGCGCAAAAUUCGGCAGCUCGUCAGUUUUUAGUGUCGUGGAUUUCGGUUUUAGACUCCAUUCCCGACCUUGAGCUCGUCUCCUUUUUGCCAGAGUUCCUGGAUGGCUUUUUGAACUUUCUGAAUGAUCCUAGUCAGGAUGUGAAGGUUUCAACCAACGUCUUGCUUGCUGACUUCAUGCGUGAGAUUAAGGCCGCUGCCCAUGCUGCAUCGCAAGAGAAAGCCGACAUGGCCAAUCAAAUCACUGAACCACAAAACACUGACCAAAUCACACCUGGCGAGGAAAGAAAGCUUAAUGACGACAGAGAAUCAGACACUUCGGCUCUUGUGCCUACCACUAGUGACCGACAAAUCGCCGACAACGACACCCUUCAAACCUCAGCGUCAGAUAACUUUGAAGCUCCUAUUUCUGAAAGCGAAGGCGUAGGAAAGGGAACCUACGUUCCUGGACAAGGCGUUAUCGUAAAGUACGCCAAUAUUAUCCAAAUAUUGAUACCCCAUUUAUCUGACCAAGAGGAAGACAUCCAAAACAUUGCACUGCUAUGGAUCAACGAGUUUAUCGGUAUUGCUCCGGACAUUGUCAUGGAGUUUACGCCUCAAAUCAUCACCUCAGUGCUGCCCUUAUUGGCUCAUGAAGGCUUAUCUAUCAAAAACAUGGCCAUCGAAACCAACCGCAAUUUACAAAAGCUUGUCUUGCAAAACCCAUUCUCGAAAGCAAGAGUUGAUGAUCCCAGUUCGAAUUCACAAGUGGAUCCCUUUGACUACCAGAAAACAGUCAGCGAACUUCGACUACAGUUUUUGAAUGAAAACGAGGAAACCAGAGUUGCCAGUCUGGAGUGGUUAUUGAUGCUGCAUAAAAAGGCGCCUAGCAAGAUUCUUGCAUCGGACGACGGCACCUUCCCAGCACUACUCAAAACUCUUUCUGAUUCAUCCGAAGAGGUGGUUAGAAGAGAUUUGCAACUGCUAGCCCAGAUAUCCUUCCACUCGGAUCAUGAAUACUUUCGAGGUUUUAUGGUCAACCUACUAUCCCUUUUCAGUACCGAUCGACGACUACUGGAAACACGAGGAAGUCUAAUUAUUCGACAGUUAUGUGUGAGCUUGGAUGCUGAGAGGAUUUAUGGAACUUUGGCGGAUAUUCUCGAGAAGGACGAGGAUUUGGAGUUUGCUAGUAUCAUGGUGCAAAACUUGAACAUUAUCUUAAUUACCUCAUCUGAACUGGCCGAUUUGCGAAAGCGUCUCAAGAACCUUGAAACACGGGAUGGUCAACAGCUAUUUACGGUUCUAUAUCGAUCAUGGUGUCAUAGUGCUGUUGCAACAUUUUCACUAUGUCUACUAGCACAAGCAUAUGAGCACGCAGCCAAUAUGCUCCAAGUAUUUGCGGAACUUGAAAUAUCUGUAAAUAUGCUGAUACAAGUCGACAAACUAGUGCAGCUGUUAGAAUCUCCUGUAUUUACAUACUUGCGAUUACAGCUGUUGGAGCCUGAUAGAUACCCAUACCUGUUUAAAUGCCUUUACGGUAUUCUAAUGCUCUUACCACAGUCCAGUGCAUUCUCAACGCUUCGAAAUAGACUCAGUAGUGUGUCUUCCUUGGGCUUCUUGAAUGUUAUGCCAAAGAGUAUUCCUGAACCAGCCAAACGACAAGGUAGUAAAUCAGUACCUGGUAAACAAGAUGAACCUUCUAUCAAGUUCCAAGACUUGCUAUUCCACUUCAAGAAUGUUCAAGCUCGUCAUGAGAAGUUCAGGAGACAAGGUAAGUUACUUGAUAUGACUUGCUUCUCUAUAAAGAACGAAGUCUGA